AUGGAAUUGCUGCCGUUCUGGAGCAAGCCUUUCCUGCCGCGCAAGGUCAUCUCCUCCCCUCUACUCAAACACGGCAUUCAGCAUAACCCCAGCGGGAAGCCUCGCAAGGGGUCGUUUGAAGUGGUGAAGCGGCAACAUGAAGAAGAAGAAGAGGACGAGGUGCUGCUCUUUUCGAAGCUGGACACCUUCGGGCCGGCCAAGAACAGAGCCCACCUGCCCGCACUGCUCGACGUCCUCGAACUGGUCAAAGCCCAGCUGGGCCUCGGCACCACGCCGCCGGGCAGCGACGAGAAGGAGCGAAAGGAAGAGGAGGAGCCGACGAGCGGUACGAAGAAGCGGAAGCGGACCGAUGCCUGCAAGGACGAAGAUGAAGAGAAAGAGAAGGGCGAUGAAGGGGAGAAGCCGGCGCCCAAGCCCAAGCGAGUGGCGAAGCGAACCCGGCGCGAGCCAGCCGUCGCGAACUAA
Molecule: messenger RNA, 465 nt
Organism: Acanthamoeba castellanii str. Neff
Lineage: Eukaryota; Discosea; Longamoebia; Acanthamoebidae
Exons: 3
Coding region: 1-465 (154 amino acids)
Source: RefSeq, a predicted model, not a curated record